Glycine soja is the source of this 1448-nucleotide messenger RNA. RefSeq names its product transcription factor TCP9-like. Lineage: Eukaryota; Viridiplantae; Streptophyta; Magnoliopsida; Fabales; Fabaceae. Gene Ontology annotation, cellular component: nucleus. Gene Ontology annotation, molecular function: sequence-specific DNA binding; DNA-binding transcription factor activity. The record is from RefSeq and is a predicted model, not a curated record. The transcript has a single exon. Bases 185 to 1234 code for a protein of 349 amino acids.
UUCCCUUUGUUGUAUUGCACUUGGGUGUUCUAGCCAGCACACCGAAAAAAAAAUUCUGGGCUCUUUCCUUGAAUUUCACUGAAGCCAUAAAACCAAACUCAUUCACUAGACUUUUUAUACACAAAUCAAGAAAAAAGCAGUUCCAAUUCCCUCUUGGUGCUUCGUGCUCCAUCUCUUCCAAUUGAUGGAUCAAGACGACGACGAAGCAGGAACAACGAACCUCAGCACCAGCGACGCCGACGUGGCAGAGAAAGAAACCACAAACAACCUCAAUGGAGUCCCCAAACAGAACAACGCGUUUGAAGAAACAACAGGUUUUCAAGUCUUGCCGCUGAAAAAGGAGGAGCCAACAUAUUCGGACCCUGACACGGAGAUUGUUCCGGUCAAACUGCCAAAGCGCUCCUCCACGAAGGACCGCCACACCAAAGUGGAAGGGCGCGGCCGCAGGAUCCGAAUACCCGCCACCUGCGCCGCGCGGAUCUUCCAGCUCACCCGAGAGCUCGGCCACAAGUCCGACGGCGAGACCGUCCGGUGGCUCCUGGAGCACGCCGAGCCGGCCAUCAUCGAGGCCACCGGCACCGGCACAGUUCCGGCCAUCGCGGUCUCCGUCGGCGGCGCGCUCAAAAUCCCAACCACCUCAUCCAACUCCAACGAGGAAGCCGCCGCCGCCGCCGCCGCCGCCGCCUCCUCCAACAAGAAGCGGAAACGCCCCUCUAACAGCGAGUUCGUGGACAUAAACAUAAACAUAAACGACGCCGUUUCAAAGUCGUCCGGUCUGGCCCCGGUUCAUGUGCCGCAGGGCCUGGUCCCGGUCUGGGCCGUAAGUAACCCCAGCAUGGUGAUCCCCGCUAACACUUUCUGGAUGAUCCCUCAGGCCGCGACCACACCUAACCCCUCGGGUGGAGUAGCGGGCCCUGCAAGCCAGCAGCCUCAGUUAUGGGCCUUAUCUCCCUCCGUGUUCAACGUCGCCGCCAGGCCCAUAUCGCCUCUGGUUACAACCAAUAUUCCAGAAGCCCGGCCCGUUAUGACGGCCUGCAGUAACGGUUCCAACUCCGCCGUUAGCACGAGCACGGUGGGGGCUAAGCUGGCAACGAAAUCCAGCAUGGCACCCAGUGUUAGUUCUAGCGGAACCAAGAGUGGCAAGACUCAAAUGUUAAGGGAUUUUUCGCUUGAAAUUUGCGAUAAACAAGAGUUACAGCUCUUGGGCCGCUCUGGGACUCACGCGCAGAGUUAGAUGCUAAUCCACGACUAGGAACCUUUGUUUUUUCUUUUUUUUUGUGACAAAUUUCUCUCGAGUUGAAUAAAUGUGACGGUGUGCAAAUAAACGAGAGUCACAAUUGUUUGUGAAAAAUUGUGCUGGAUUUGCAACUUUGGUUCAAUUUUUAAACUCGGUAGUCUACUUUGAUUAGAUUAAUAUACUCUUACCUGCUGCAUAUGGUUUUGUGUGA